Caenorhabditis sp. 36 PRJEB53466 is the source of this 2342-nucleotide messenger RNA. The record is from the annotation of a GenBank genome assembly. NCBI's taxonomy places the organism in Eukaryota, Metazoa, Nematoda, Chromadorea, Rhabditida, Rhabditidae.
AUGUGUGCGGCAGCGCGCACUUGCAUCGUCACUCAAAACAGUUUUUCUGAGAGCGAACAAUUUCGUCCGGAUCCGGCCGGAAAAGUAACAAAAAUGCACAGAUUACUCUCCAAAUCGGCUCUCAGUUCAAACGGAAAAUGUAUUCAAACUUAGCGGAAUUAUACACAAAACGUCACAUUGUGCUUGCAGACAGCUCCGAAAUAUCGCUUCCUGGAAGCUCCGGAGACGGUCCUUCAGAUCUAUCUUCUGAUGAACACAGGAGAUGCAACAGUUACUGAUAAUGGCGCUGGAAAAACUACAAAAUAAACAUUUUAGGCCGGAAAAGGAAACACAAUAUAACCUUCGAUCGAAUUGACACCAGCUCAACUUCAACCGAAGAAUUCGAAAGUCCGCACAAGUUCGAUGGAAUUCCGGAGAAAAUUAUUGAUGGCGUUCCUUUCAAAGUAUUUCCGUAGUUAGUUAGUUCAGUGAACACUUCUUCGUUGCAGGGUUCGCCGUUCAUUGCAGACAAACGUGAAUGGGACCAUCUCCUCGUUUCGGGUUCGAUUCGUAAAAAGCUCUACAAGCGAUCUGCUGAGAUUGUACGCUUUGAUCAGUUCUCACAGUUCCGUACACAUAGUACUAAGUUAAUAAAAACGAUAAAAAGUGAUCCAGAACUGAACGGUUAUUUCGAUUAUAAAUUGUCAAACCAGGAGAAUAAGAUCAAGACGUAUCGUUUUUUGGGUGAACGUUGUUCCGAAUCCAUCAAUGGUUUCCAACGGGAAGAAGUGAAAAUCACUUUGCUCGAAGAUUCAGAGUGGUCUGGAAGCGAAGAACGCAUUAAAGUGUAAGCGACACUUUCGAAUUUUUCAGCACAAAAUUGUUCCAGCUACUCUAAAAUGAAGAAAGAAAAGAGCAGAAUCAAGCAACCGCCAAAGUGAGUCAGUCAACUAUCAUUCAAAAAUAUUCAUAAUCUACUUUCAGAGAGCUAUUUGAGUACGCCAAAAAUGGAUAUCAGUACAUGGCUCCGAAGAAACGCAUUGGGAUUACCCGAAACAUCACGUGCAAUAUUUUUGACAUUGUUCCUGUUUAUUCGGAUGUGCCAGGCGAAACUCUUGAGACACUUGAUAUUCCGAGUACCUUUGUCUACAAGUACAAAGACGAGAACAUGAUCAACGCGAAGACUGAACCAGAUUUGAUGCUGGCUUCUCAAAUGGCAUUGCAUGAGCAAAACAUGGUAAUUGGCUCUUUUUGACAAGAGAUCGUUCAAAACGAACACCCAGAUUCGCUGCGAUUGCUGCUCCAAAGAUCCGAUCGUCAAGUGCUAUGAAAACCCAGACUGUCCUUGCUUCAAAUUGAAUAAGAAGUUGCAAAGGCUGCAAAAAAAGUUGAGAGAAGAUGCGGAGUCAACUGAAUUCGUGAGUGUCAAUGAAAAUAAAUAUAAGAAUUUCACUUUUUUCCAGAAAACCUUCAAACCAAUUCUAUUUGACUCUUCGCAAAAUGUUUUCUACGAAAAUGUUGGGUUUGCGUGCUCUGAAUCAUGCGGCUGCAAGGGAAGAUGCGAUAACAACAGCCUUCUAUUGCUCCAUAAGAAGAUUUUCCCAUUUGAACUGUACCGCUCAAACCCUAUUCUCGGGUUUGCUCUCCGUUCUUAUGUAAUGAUCCCAGCUGGGACACCGAUCAUGGAGUUCACCGGCGAAAUUAUCGCCCAAGAGCGGCUGCAUUACGAUAAUCAGGACUACGCUUAUCAGGCGACUUACACAGAAGAUUGUGCGUUCAAAGAACUGACGGAUGAGAUGGAGUGGACGAAGGAAUACAGGGCGCUGCUCAAUAAACUGCACCGUUCCAACUAUUUCAUCGACCCGAAGAAGUUCGGCAACAUUGCACGCACUGCAUCUCACUCGUGCAUUCCCAACACGGAUAUCCUACGUGUCUACCAGAAAAGUCUUUCCCCGGCUCAUGUUCGUCUCGUCAUGAUCACGUUAAUAGAUAUCUAUCCAGGAAUUCCAGUAUGCUCUGUUUUUGAACGGUUUUGAUUCUUAAGAACCUCAUUUUCUUUUUAUAGAUUACACUGGAUUAUGGAACACAAUAUGUUACAACCCAACUGAAGGACAAAUGUAUGUGUGGCACGUUCGCUUGCCACAACGGGAAACACUUUGAGAAAUUCAAAAAAUUGGACUAUUCGGAGGUAAUUGCAAAGAGAGCAACGAAUAGUCAGAAUUUGUUAAUUUCAGCUGGCAAUGUGCGUCUCUUUCAUUUCGUCGAUCGAAUAUGACAUAUAUGUUAACGAAGUGGUGAAAAUCAGUAAAGAAAAAGCUGCCAAGAGGAUUUUCGAAUCACCGGACAUCGUAGAGAUCCCGUAG